Morchella sextelata is the source of this 1617-nucleotide messenger RNA. RefSeq lists its product as uncharacterized. Gene Ontology annotation, cellular component: Set3 complex. The transcript is spliced from 4 exons. The record is from RefSeq and is a predicted model, not a curated record. Bases 1 to 1617 code for a protein of 538 amino acids. Lineage: Eukaryota; Fungi; Ascomycota; Pezizomycetes; Pezizales; Morchellaceae. Gene Ontology annotation, biological process: regulation of transcription by RNA polymerase II. Gene Ontology annotation, molecular function: protein binding; transcription corepressor activity.
AUGAAGACUGGCUCAUUGAUAUACCUGAUCCAGAGAGGUCUUCAGUACGUUGAGUGCGCCGCGCUCGUCAAUAAGGAUACGUCGCUGACUAAGGGUAUCCAACCACAACAGGAUGGUGGGUUGAGAAAAAAGUCUGCCGAGCCUUUCUGUUUCUUCCCAAACAUCAAUUCUGCGGUCGAUGUGGAGGACGAAGGUGUUGGGGAGGAAAAUGUCCACGCUCAAGAAGACGAUGAUGAUCCAAUGGAAGGAUCAAAUUCUCCAACUUCCGCCACAACCACUCAGACGACGAGUUCAAGAAAGCAUGGGCGGGAUGAUGUGAUAAACGGAAACGGCGUAACAGGCCACAAGCGAAGGAAAAAGGUGUUACCAGGAGCAGAUGGCGAUACGCCAAUGACAGACGGUUUUCCGGAAACACCUGUACCUGUCGAACUCAACAGCAUCGGUACCCAGAUGGAGGAAGAGGUUGUUGAAUUGACAGCGGCAGAUACAAUACUGCUCGGACAAGAAGAUAAAAGCGUGUUAACAUGCGCAUGGAAUCCAGUACAUUCGACGGUACUUGUUACAGCAAGUCCAGACUCGAUCGCGCGGAUAUGGAAUGUGCCGCUCGAGGCAGCACAAUCGUCCAUGAUUCAAAAUAAGAUUAUAUCACACGAACCGUUGGUUCAGAAAAAGGCGACUUUAAAUGACCCGACGGUUUCAAGACACGGAGAUGUAACGGCAUUGCGUUGGAGUCCACAGGGGGAUCUGCUGGCCACAGGCUCUUUCGACGGACAAACAAGAAUAUGGACAACUGAUGGAUUCUUACGCUUCUCGCACUCACUGCACAAAUACCCGGUUACCAAUCUAAAAUGGAACAAAUCGGCAAAUACAUUGCUUUCAUUGUCGUGUGAUGGGAAAAUCAUCGCGUGGGAUGCUGUUACAGGAGACCUUCGAAAAAGCUAUGAGUUGGCGAAUAUGGAAACAGCGGGUGAUAUGGACUGGGUGGAAGAUAACCAGUUCGUCGCAUGUGGCGACAAAGGAGGCGUUUUCAAAUACGACUUGAACACCGAAGAAUCUUUUGCGUAUUCAGGACACGAAGGAGAAGUGAACUGUAUAAGCUGGGAUGAAGUAUCAGACCGGUUUGCCACCGGAGGAGCGGUGGAUAAUACUGUUAUGAUUUGGGACAAAACCACGGAAGCUUGUGAGGCUAAGCUGACAGGACAUAUCAAAUCGGUCGUUUCCCUCGUUUGGCAACCCAUAACAACUAACUCGCCUCCUACAUGCCGCAUCCUCGCUUCUGCGUCCGAUGAUCGCACUAUUCGCAUAUGGAACACAAUCUCAAGGACACUGAUCCAUGAGCUACAAUGCCAUAUUGAUCCUAUAGAAAGCAUUUCCUUCUCACCAGAUGGUUCACGGUUAGCAUCGAGUGCAAACGGAAGGUUGGUUGUAUGGAAGACAGAGACGGGUACAAUGACGCACGUGUACGAUGGAACGAAGGUUAGGAGGAAGAACGGGAAGGUGUCAUCAGGAGAUGACGAAGGGAUCAAUCAGAUCAGCUGGGACGAGGGAGGAGUUAGGGUUGCGGUAGGAGGUGGAGAGCUGAAGUGCUCGGUGAUACGUCUAAAGCCAUCACCUUGA